AUGGACCACAAGCGCAAGGCCAACGGCUCGAACGGAACUGGUGUCGGUAACGGCGAUGACAGAGCGGCAAAGCGACAGAAGGGCGCGAGUGACGGCGACCUCAGCAAAGGCGAAACCCCUGAGUCCACCUCCGUAAAAGGUCUUGCCUUUCUCGAGCAAAUCAGGAAGACCGCAGACAAGCAUGGCCGACCCGUCGCGGGCUAUUUUGAGAAGCUUCUUCCCAGGGAUGGGAACGAAGACUACUACCAAAAGAUCCGCUUGCCAAUCUCGUUGGAGACAAUUGAGCGCAAGCUGAACAAUCAUGAAUUUGCUACAAUGUCAGAGUUGGAGAGCUACAUGAAGCGAAUGGUCACCAAUGCCAAAGAGUACUAUACAAGAAAUUCCGAUAUCUACGACGAUGCCGAGCGUGUGCGGAAAGCUACUAGCAAUUACAUGACUAAGAACAAUCCUGCCUACAAGCUAAUUCCCAACUACUCGGCUAUCGCGACCCCUAUACCUGCAGAUGGCGAUCAGGAAGAACAAAAUGACGUUCGGCCAGCGCGAUCAUCAGCCAGGGCCAAAAAGGAAGUAGAAGAGGUAGAAGAGGAUGCCGAGGGUGAAGACGAAGACGAGGAUGCUGAUGGUGAGGAGGAUGAAGAUGCCGAUGGCGAGGCCGAUGAUGACGCAGAUGAGCCAGUUGCGCCAAGGCGCAGAGGCCCCGGACGGCCACCCAGGGGCGAUAUUACCAGCACACCAAAAGUAGCUGACAGAUCAUCAAUUGGUGGAGGGAAGGCGGACACUCAAUACGAGAAUGUGGCCUAUAACGGCCUCACAUUCCAACAAGCCCAGGAAAAGAUUGUCGAGGAGCUUAUUCGCCGGAAGGAGGAAGAGGACGAGUGGGCAUAUUUCGAGCCCUUUAUGAAUCUUCCUCCCCGCGCUUUGAAAGACUACUACCAGCUCAUUGAAGAGCCUAUCUCCUUAAAGAAGCUGCAGAAGCUCGUCAAAGGAGUUCAUGGCAGAGGGGAUGCGACUGGUGUGAGUGACUUCAAAAGCUGGGCUGCCUUUGAAGAGAAAGCUAGUUUGCUCUGGGAAAAUGCCUUCUACUACAAUGAGGAAGGCAGCGAGAUUUCAGAAAUGGCCAAAGAGCUGAAGGAUGCUUUCUAUGAGGAACUUCAAGAUGCCAAGGAAGCUGUUGAUGAACCCCCUCAACCCAAGAUCAAACUCAAUCAAGCAGCACCGAGCCCCGGCUUGCCGUACGACAUCAAGUACCGAUUGCCCGGUAGAACUGCUGCAGAUGCUCUGAUUACCAAUCUAUGCAUUCGAACUCAGAUGAGCCUGAACCAGGACCGGCGGUUUGUUUUCAACCUGCCUGCGCAUCCAAAAGAGGCCCAGCAAUCAGUCACUAUCAACCUGCCCAUCACUCAGUGGAAGAUCCAGGUCAUCCCUCGCAUCAAUCAGUCCCUGGAGGCUCAAGGGCGGCCAUACAAGCUGUUUGUGAUUGUCAACGGACAAACUAUGGGUCGGCAGAUACCGUCGCCUCAAGACCCAGUUGAUCCUGGUUGUCAGCUAUUUGAUGUGCAGCUCCAUGCCGGUGUGAACACCAUCAUGGUCCAAAUGAUUGCAGCUGUGCCGAAGGGCCAGAAGCUACCCAAUGGAGCAGACGCAGAGCUGGAGAAGAUUACGGUCUUGGCCAAUCUGAUUAAGUACUAG
Phaeoacremonium minimum UCRPA7 is the source of this 1689-nucleotide messenger RNA. Its product is annotated as putative bromodomain containing protein. Gene Ontology annotation, molecular function: protein binding. The record is from RefSeq and is a predicted model, not a curated record. The transcript is spliced from 7 exons. NCBI's taxonomy places the organism in Eukaryota, Fungi, Ascomycota, Sordariomycetes, Togniniales, Togniniaceae. The coding region runs from base 1 to 1689 and encodes 562 amino acids. Gene Ontology annotation, cellular component: RSC-type complex. Gene Ontology annotation, biological process: chromatin remodeling.